Rotaria socialis is the source of this 1158-nucleotide messenger RNA. Lineage: Eukaryota; Metazoa; Rotifera; Eurotatoria; Philodinida; Philodinidae. The record is from the annotation of a GenBank genome assembly.
AUGUCGAAUAUUACCGACACAAAUAAUCAACAAACAAAAAUGCGUUCAGUAAAGUUACAAACCAAGCUAUGCAUAUCUCCAUCGUGUGAAGGUUCAGGUGAAAUUAUUUGCCAUCAUUGUUCACAAGCAUAUUGUCGCUUAUGUUUUUUGUGUCACCGUAAAAAUGUUCUUGAUGAUAUGCGUUCAAUACAUGAACAGAUGUCGAGUAAUCGUCGUGUAGGCGUUGCUGAAGUAACAACAUUUAUUGAUCAACAAGCAAAAGAUGCACAUGAACAUGCUAAAAAACUUAUUGAUGAUGCCAUCGAUCGUAUUGUUAAAGCAAGUAAAAACAUUCAUACAUAUAUUGAAAAUCGUCGGGAAGCUAAACUUGGCCGAUUAGAUGAAUGUUUAGAGGAAUUUGAUAAAGAUAGUGGUCUACUCGAAAUGCAAUUACAAAAUGAAAUCUUUUUAUCGGCUGAUACUAUAUUAGAAUUACGUCAUAAAUAUGCAUAUAAUAUGUUUGAUACACCGUCAGCAUCAACAAUGGAAAAUCGAGCAAAUGAAAUCCAACGUAAAAAUGAGGUCUUUUUUGAAGAUUACCGAUUGUAUAAAGAAUUGAUUAAUCUUCGAGAAAAAUGGACAUUUUUUCGACCUGCACUAACAACAGUUUAUUUUCCUCAGAAGAAAGAUAUAUCAUUGGAUAAAGUUCUUACUUUUCUUGAAUACCGUCAUGAUCGAGUAUUGGACAAUUAUCGAGAAUUUCUUUCCAAUGAUGUAGAUUCAAAAGAAUUAUCAUUAAAACCGGUUGGAGAACUGUUCAAUGCAUUAAGUUUUUUAUCAACAAAGAUGUUUCCAACAGAUAAUAAUAAUUUUACUUGUAUUGAUCAAUGUGAAAAUGAAGUUGAUGUUGAUGAAGAACAACAUUCUCGUCCAGAAUCUGAUCUUCAAACUGGCGAGAUCAAACAAGAAACUGAUAUAACACCGAAAAUUGAUAGUGGCAAUUGUGAUGAUGAAACAAAUUCAACUUCUAGUAAUAGUUGGCAAAUUGAAGAUGCUGCUAAUGAUGACGAAUAUGAUUGUGAGACACAAUAUAGAGAACUUAGUCAAUCAAUGAAGAUACUUGAAAGAAAAUUUGUUAAUGAUUUACGUCUAGUCAUCAACCAAGAGCAGGCUGAUUAA